Magallana angulata is the source of this 568-nucleotide messenger RNA. RefSeq lists its product as uncharacterized. The record is from RefSeq and is a predicted model, not a curated record. NCBI's taxonomy places the organism in Eukaryota, Metazoa, Mollusca, Bivalvia, Ostreida, Ostreidae. Gene Ontology annotation, molecular function: cysteine-type endopeptidase inhibitor activity. The coding region runs from base 16 to 507 and encodes 163 amino acids. The transcript has 3 exons.
AACCUCUAUAGACCGAUGACCUGUGAUGUUUCACUUUCAAGAGAUAAGACGUACAGCCCUACAUUUGUAACAGGCACCGUGCUUCUACUUACACAUACCAUGAUAGCCCGUUCUGUAUUGCUUGUUCUAAUUUCAGUAGGAACUGCCCUAGCAUGCGGUCCACCCGGGACGACUCUAGGGGGGUUUUGUCCAAUCGAUGCCAAUGACCCGUUGGUCCAGGAGAUGGCCCAGUUUGCCGUGAGUACUCACGCCUCCAGGACUAAUGCCGUCAACGAUGGAUCCAUUUCUGUCGACCAUGCUUGGUCUCAGGUUGUGUCUGGUUUUAAUUACAAGAUGACAAUCACGACGAGAUUCAACGGACAGACCAAUGAAUGUCACUUUGUGGUGUAUGACCAGUCUUGGACAAGUACACGUGAGCUCACCAAUGACGAAUGUCACGUGAUCCAUCAUAAGCGCAACGCAAUACGAGAAGGACAUGGUCUGCUGUUGAAGGCACUUUACAAUUAAAUGAAAUGUUGUAAUUUGUACCUUAUAAUGACUUGUAAACUUGCAUAAAAAUCUCACCAUA